UACAAUAUACUCCCUUUAAUUUGUAUUCUUGGCAAGCUGUGUCUUUCAGUUUCAAUUCAGUGCCAUAUAUGGCUUUCACAGUGUCUAGUACUACUGUUGCAGGAGGCAACGUUUUUCCGUCCAUUUGGACGGAUUCCGAUGACUCUGGACGUAAUAUUAUUAGUAGAAAUGGAUUUUCCUUGAUGAACAAGGGAUCACUACUACAUCUCUCGACUAAGGGUCGCAACAGGCGGGCUUUAAGCGUCACCUGCAGCGUUGCCACCCGACCACUUUUUUCUGUUCCAUCAUCACCUCCACCGAGGGAAAGCAGCCAUGAACGAAAGCUAUCAGCUUGGACAAGCAUACGACAGGAGAGAUGGGAAGGAGAGCUGCUCGUUGAGGGCGAGAUUCCAUUAUGGCUGAGAGGGACCUACCUGAGGAAUGGACCAGGGCUGUGGAACAUCGGAGACUACAGCUUCCGGCACCUGUUCGAUGGCUACGCCACCCUGGUCGGACUUCACUUCAACAACGGCCGCUUGACAGCCGGCCACCGUCAGAUAGAGUCGGAGGCCUAUAAGGCAGCUAUGAAGAACAAGAGGCUAUGCUACCGUGAAUUCUCCGAGGUCCCAAAGCCGGCCAAUUUCUUCUCAUAUGUAGGCGAACUAGUUAACCUGUUCUCCGGUGUAUCGUUGACAGAUAACGCCAACACCGGCGUGGUUAUGCUUGGAGACGGUCGAGUCGUGUGCCUGACAGAGACAGUGAAAGGAUCGAUUCAGAUCAACCCGGAUACACUGGAGACAAUAGGGAAGUUCGAGUAUAGCGACAAGUUGGGUGGGUUGAUCCACUCGGCGCACCCGGUGGUGACCGAGUCGGAGUUCUUGACGCUAUUACCUGAUUUGGUGAACCCAGGGUACGUGGUAGUUAGGAUGGAAGCAGGGACGAACGAGAGGAAGGUGUUAGGAAGAGUGAAUUGUCGGGGUGGACCGUCUCCGGGUUGGGUCCACUCGUUCCCUGUGACGGAGAAUUAUAUAAUUGUGCCAGAGAUGCCGUUGAGGUAUUGCGUUCAGAAUCUAUUGAGGGCUGAGCCUACACCACUGUACAAGUUUGAGUGGCACCCUGAAUCCAAGGCCUUCAUUCACGUUAUGUGUAGAGCCACAGGCAAAAUAGUGACCACCGUGGAGGUGCCUCUGUACGUGACUUUCCACUUUAUAAAUGCAUACGAAGAGAAAGAUGAGGAUGGUCGAGCAACAGCCAUCAUCGCCGACUGUUGCGAGCACAAUGCCGACACCACAAUUCUUGAGAAGCUCAAGCUACAGAAUCUCCGAUCACUCUCCGGCGAAGAUGUAUUGCCUGAUGCUAGGGUUGGCCGUUUCACAAUUCCUCUGGAUGGGAGCGCAACUGGGAAGCUAGAGGCAGCGUUGGACCCAGACCAUCAUGGAAGAGGGCUGGACAUGUGCAGCAUCAACCCUGCUUUCCUGGGCAAGAAAUACAGAUAUGCUUAUGCUUGUGGAGCCCGACGCCCUUGUAACUUCCCCAAUACUAUCACUAAGAUCGACUUGCUCAAGAAAACGGCGAAGAAUUGGCAUGAAGAGGGUGCUGUGCCAUCAGAGCCAUUUUUUGUAGCCCGUCCUGGCGCAACAGAAGAAGACGAUGGUGUGGUUAUCUCCAUGGUCAGUGCUAAGAACGGUGAAGGUUACGCACUGUUGUUAGACGGUUCCACCUUUGAAGAGAUUGCCAGAGCAAAGUUUCCUUAUGGUCUUCCAUACGGGCUACAUGGAUGCUGGGUUCCAAAGAAUGCGGAAAAUCCACUACUGGGUAAAUGAUUGAUUGAUAUAAGAUGGUGAAGUGGCAAUACUAGUGUAUCAAGAAUUUCUACUCUGGAAUUGUGAAUGCUUAGCAAAUGUAUCUAUUUUGUAUAGUUUCUGCAUCUUUGACAUCUUUCAGACAAUCUCAGCCUACUUAGCUGUUUGAGCUUCCAAAUUAAGGUGUGAAAAAUAUGGAAUUUCAUCAAUGUACUAUAUGUAUGUAAUGACUAUCAGCAGGAUGUGGCUAUUGUACAUAGUAUGUAAAUGAAUUAUUAAUGGUUAUUCAGGUUAAA
Molecule: messenger RNA, 2077 nt
Organism: Nelumbo nucifera (sacred lotus)
Lineage: Eukaryota; Viridiplantae; Streptophyta; Magnoliopsida; Proteales; Nelumbonaceae
Gene: CCD8
Product: carotenoid cleavage dioxygenase 8
Biological process (GO): carotene catabolic process
Cellular component (GO): chloroplast
Molecular function (GO): carotenoid dioxygenase activity
Source: RefSeq, a predicted model, not a curated record